CAAUCCAUUUCUUCAAGCAAGUAGUCAACACAAUAAUUCAAGUAAGUACAUGUAUAAAAACACGGAGAAUUCUCGACAGACAGACAUCUGCAACCAAAAGCUUUCAUUUUUCCUCCAAAUCUAAGGUCAUUAAACAUAUAUAUAUAUAUAUAUCUUCUCAAGAAUGGAUAUUUCAUCCGCUACAUUUUGGUCUGAAAUGGAUAUUAUGAAUAUGAAUGAUCUUCAGUACAUUGAUCAUGGCCAGACGAUGACCACAUUCGACGAUUUGCCUUUCAAUAAUAACCCCUUUACCUCUUCCAUCUACGAUGAUAAUAUUCAAGCUUCUCAGUCUGCUGGAAUAUUUGAAGUGAAUCCAGGCUUUCGUAGUUCAACAACUGCAAUUUACCAAAAUACCUCUUUCUCUUCUCCUUCUGCUUCUCCUCCGCCUUCUUCUUCACCCGCUGUCAUUUCUUUUUCCAACUCCAAUUCGCCAUCAGCAACUACUAGUACUACUGCUGCCCGAAACUACUUUGAAAAUUUGAAUACCGCGGUCAAGACUGAGGUUCCUUCAGGAACUACCAUAAACUUCUCCUCAUCAUCAAAUAUUUCAAUGGAUUCUGAUUUUGAAGAUAGUCAGCAUUUAUUCCAGGCCAUGGGAUUUGGCGCUGGUGAGGCGAAGAAGACGAGUAACAGUAGAACACCUUUGCAGGCCCAAGACCACGUUCUGGCUGAAAGAAAGCGAAGAGAACGACUCACACAGUACUUUGUAACUUUGUCUACCCUCAUCCCUGACCUAAAGAAGUUGGACAAGGCAUCAAUACUUGGAGAUGCAAUUAAAUAUAUAAAGCAGCUUGAAGAACAAGUAAAAAGCCUCGAGGAAGAAACCAAGAAAUAUAAUGAAGAACCCGUGGCUGCAGUUAAAAGACCUCGUGUGCUCACGAGUUAUGACAACUCUACAAUCUCUAAUGAGAAUUCCAACAAGUCAGUCCCAAAUAUUGAAGUUAGAGCUAAUUCAGAUGGAAAUGUCCUGAUUAGGAUUUAUUGCAAAAAGCAAGCAAGAAUAGUAAAGGAAAUAUUCAGCCAAGUAGAAAUGCUUCAUCUCACUAUUACUAGUAGCAGUGUCAUCCCAUUUGGCUAUAAUACAACCCAUAUAACAAUAGUUGCUCAGAUGGAUCAUCAGUUCAAGAAUAUGACAACAGAAUAUGUCGCGAACAGAAUACGUUUGUCCAUAAUGAAGCUUAUCAAUAGCCAUGAAGAAGCCAAUUAUCCAGUUGCAUAGAGGAGAAUUUGAAGAUUUCAGAAGCUAAUAUUCAGCUAUUUAAAUUUAGAAUGUAAUUAAGAGUGGCCGGUUUCAUGACUUGGUUUUUGGGUAAAAGGUUUUCAUUAUUGUGGACUAGGGCUUUUUUUUCGGGUCUGAAGUUGGGACCCGUUUUACAAUAGCCCCAAUGCUACAAAUGAGGCUGGCGGAAUUCCUAUUUUUUGACAAGUCAUGGAGUUCCACUUAUUAAGUGAUCCUUUUCUUGUUCUCCUUUUGGAGAUUACUACAGGCCAUGCACUUCUGCUUUUUCUUUGGUUUUGUUUUUGGGCUUUUAGUAACUAAUUUUUGGCCUUUUGCUGUAUACUACUACACAAUAGUUUUUGUCUAAUUAUGUUGAUGGUGUAAUAAAUACUAGUAGAUGUUUAUUGGAGUUAGUUAGUGAAACCUCUCAUCGUCUUUAAUUUGGAUACAUGAAUUAAUGUCUUUCUUGUAAGUCCUAUAAAUUUGACACACAAAUUCCAGUUAGCGAACGAAAAUUUGAUAGUGUUCCUUCCUGUAUAAAUCUUAAAUCCCAGUUUUAUAGUGACUCUGGAAGGCACCAACUAAAGAAGAUAGGCAAAUUUCUUAGAUGAUUUACUAUACAAUGGUUUUGCUAUGGAAUGUCAAUAUCCACACGCACCUU
Messenger RNA from Capsicum annuum, 1919 nucleotides. RefSeq names its product transcription factor bHLH18. The transcript has 5 exons. NCBI's taxonomy places the organism in Eukaryota, Viridiplantae, Streptophyta, Magnoliopsida, Solanales, Solanaceae. The record is from RefSeq and is a predicted model, not a curated record. Gene Ontology annotation, molecular function: protein dimerization activity. Bases 164 to 1258 code for a protein of 364 amino acids.